AUGACAUCGCCCGGUGAUGGUACCCCGGUGAAACCUCCGCCGUCCUUCUCGCCCAGCGUUGCGCGAAACGCGUCCAUAUCACGAUACCCGGAUGAAAGCGAGGCCACUGCCUCUUUGGACGCCGAGUUGGCAGACUCUCGUACGGGGUCAUCGCCGACCUCGCCCCUGCCUACAGCAUCCACCGAAUUACCCAUUCGAUCCUCAUCACCGCAAUCCCGCUCCGGUCGAUCGUCCACCCCGCAAUUAGCCCGGUCAUCAAUCGGCUCGCCCUUCGAUGGACGCUCCGACGGCUCAGAGGAUAUCAGAUCCUUGAUCAUCCGCGCUUUCUCUCCUACUGUCGCUAUUCAUGCCUCCGAGGACACCGAUGCGCUGGUGAGGAAUAAGGGGUUCAAAGGGGGCUUCUGGGACUUGGUUCGGCCCUUUGGCGAGACAAUACCGGGGAAAGUGGUUAUUCGGGAUAGUAUCGGAUCAAGUCGUGCUUGGGAAGACUAUGGGGUACGCUUCGUGAACAUCAAAGGGCUCGGCGCGGCCAAUGCUGCUCGCGACUCGCCCUUGGCGCAGAUGGAGGAGGUUCUGGAGAAACAGUUGAAUUCAGGAGAAGAUACGCUGGGAGGUCCUAUCUCUGGGAAGGACGUCAUGGGGGUUCCAGCUACGACACCGCUAUCCAAACUAUUCCUCCGCCAACUUCUGUCGUCUACGUCCGCGACCCCUCACGAAACAUUCGGUCAUCCCGUUGCCAGCGUCAUCGCGAUCAGCUCCCGGAAUACCGCACCCCUGGAGACGCUUCGGCAGCUGUAUGCAGAGAGCAGUACUGGGGGAAAGCGGCUGCCGGACUGGAUUCAGCAGGACUAUCUUCGGUAUUAUGUUUUGAUUCACGAUGAAGAACGGGAUGAUAUCGCGGAAUCCACCAAAUUAUAUGAUCAGAUGAAGAGGCAUUUCGGAUUACACUGUCAUCUUUUGAGGCUGCGGAGCAGUCAAUGUGUGGUUACGGAUGAUGACAGUACACAAGUACCCCCGUGCGAGUGGUUAUCUCCACGGGAGCACUUGUCGGGGGUUGGAGAAGCAGAAACGCUUGUGGACUUGGGUACAGAUGGCACCCCCUACCUUUUCGACUCCGACGCCACAGCCAUCAAGACCUUCAUUCGGGAGCUCAUGGUGCAAUCAGUAAUCCCAUUCAUGGAAAACAGAGUCGCCGUUUGGAAUGACCAAGUUGCAUCCCGAAGACGCGGCAUCAGCGGCCGACUUGCAGCAGUGUCACGUCGAUGGCCCUUCGGCUCCAGUUCACGUUCCGGUAUUGGAUCAUCAGGCGGAAAUAGUGGGAACUACGAUACAACACAGAACUUCUAUGCGCCAGAAUCUCCCGAGGCUACUCUGCGAAAGAUGGCCGAUUUUGCAUUCAUGCUUCGCGAUUGGAAACUUGCAGCGUCAACGUACGACAUGAUUCGCUCGGACUUUGGCAACGACAAGGCUUGGAAAUACCACGCCGGCUCUCACGAGAUGUGUGCAGUGAGCAUGCUCUUGAACCCGCUGGCGAUGUCGGCCAAAAUCAAACUAGAAAGCGUUGAUCAAAUGUUUGAGACGGCCUGUUACUCUUACCUCACACGAUGCUCUGACGCACCCCACGCCCUUCGUUCUCUUACGUUGGCCGUUGAACUUCUGAAAUCCCGGGGCGGUUCUGCCACCGAAACUGCCGCCAGGUGGGCCAUGCGGGUCAUGGACUUUGGCUUGGUUGAGUCUAUCGGUCAGAUCCUUUUUAUGGAACGGGUGGCUGCAUGUUAUGCCUCCAAGACCCCUGUCACAGGCGCGAAGUGGGGUGCUCGUCGACGCAAAGCCGGCAUGUGGAGUAUUCUUGCUGCUGACCAGUGGUUGAAGGCAGGAAAGCCAUCGUUAGCAUCAGCUUGUCUUGAAGAGGCGGAACGUCUCUAUGCCGAUGUACUAGAGGCUGAUGGAGCCUUCCCCAUGCCGGAGAUGCAAACUUUCGUUGAUAACCUGCGACAUGCCGUGAAGGUGGAAUACCUCGAGGCUAGAGGUUUCGAUGCCCGAGACGAGUCACCGAUUGAGGAUCCCAUUGGUACGGAAGAGAUUAGCGAGAAACUUGAUAAGCGCAGUCAUCGUCGCUCGUUGAUCGGGCUUCCAGCGCAGCUGGAUGCGGGCAAUCUCAAGCUGAGCCCGGGGCCUGGAACUCUGGAGGAAGCGCCCAAUGAUGACUUUGAACGAGCCUAA
Molecule: messenger RNA, 2223 nt
Organism: Penicillium waksmanii
Lineage: Eukaryota; Fungi; Ascomycota; Eurotiomycetes; Eurotiales; Aspergillaceae
Product: TRAPP III-specific subunit 85 family protein
Exons: 2
Coding region: 1-2223 (740 amino acids)
Biological process (GO): protein localization to phagophore assembly site; endoplasmic reticulum to Golgi vesicle-mediated transport
Cellular component (GO): phagophore assembly site; TRAPPIII protein complex; cytoplasmic vesicle
Source: RefSeq, a predicted model, not a curated record